Molecule: messenger RNA, 1344 nt
Organism: Oryza sativa Japonica Group (Japanese rice)
Lineage: Eukaryota; Viridiplantae; Streptophyta; Magnoliopsida; Poales; Poaceae
Source: RefSeq, a predicted model, not a curated record
AUGGACGGAUACAAAUACUUGGUCCAUGGCGAGUCCAAGCAGAAGAUCAAAUUACUGAGGCCUCGAUAUGCUCUCUAUCUCAAUGUCACCGAUGAAAACUUGCUGGUCACACUGGACAAGAUUUGGCGAUCUGACGGGCCGGUGCUACAGUCCGCCAACAGCGUUCACGGAGACGACUGCAAGGAUCUGUGCCUGGCCUUUUCCAUGUCGAGGUUUCUCCGGUGCAGGCUCGAAGACGUGAGGCUGGACGCAGACAGCCUCUCCAUGUCGCGGAAUCUGAUAGUGACAAGAAUAUUGCAUGUCGACCAGAACCCUGCGAGGGUGUUCAGGAUAAUGGAGCUGGAGAUUUCGUUCCUCAAGGACUACUUCUACACCCUCUAUCCUAUCGUCUUCUGGCAAGGCCUUGCUUCUCUCUCCUUGAGUGUUCUUCAGUCUCUCGCGGCCUUGGGACUCGCCCUCUGGCUCGCCUCGGGCGUCAAUAGGGUCAAGAAAGAUCUUCCGGACCCCGUCAAUGUCGUGCACGGCCAUAAUGUGGAGGUGACAAUCACAUGGGUGUUCAUGUCCUUCAUGAUGUUCAAAGAGAUCUGGGAGAUGAUCACUUACUUGCUAUCAGACUGGACAAGGCUUCUCCUUGUGUGCGAGUAUACGCGGUCCAGAUGCAGGUGGAUAAGAAACGCCACGAUGGAGAAGCUGUUAAGUUCCUUUCUAACGUUAAGUUCCUUUUUAAGUCGUAAGAUCUUUUCUGACCCUUGGCAUGGAUACAUCGACCAGUACGACUUCUUGCAGUCAUUUGAUUACAGCCCGUCGCUCUGGAACCUGAUGUACCGUGCUACUCUAGGCGUCAUCAAAGAGAGGGUAAAAGGGCAAAAGCCUGGCACCGCCAUCAAGAUCCCAGAAUGUGUAAAACCUGCAAUUCUUCAGGCAUUGCGCUCAAUGGAUCUCGCUGGCUUGGGCGGCCGCGAGCUUCCCCGAGACGUCCCAUCGUUGAGCGCCGCGAGAUUGCUUGAGGAUUUCCGAUGGGCGUUGCUUGACCUGUACACGUGCUCCCAGGUCAUUCUGGUUUGGCACAUCGCGACCUCCAUGUGCGAGAUCAAGCUCGCCCGAGACAGGGGCAUUGACCUGAGCAAACCAGGGCUCCUGCGCUCCGCCUUCACGUACCUGAAAAUUUUUCUCUGCGGCUGCUGCUGCACUCCUCAGCCGUACCUCGUUGCUGAAAAUAUUCUCGGUGAUGAUCAACUCCGGACUAGCUACAUUGUUGCAAACAGCUUGUCACGAUACUGCGCGCACUUGGUGGUUUUUCAGCCUGACCUGUUGCCUGACAGCUUGGCGCUUCUGAUAUUAUGA